AUGAUGACUCGGUUACCGGAGAAGGACCCGGCCCAGAUAACCCGUGUCCAGAUGAUGCCCAUCCUGACCAACCGGUCAGACCAGCCCAGCGCCGCCGAAAGUUUGCCCGCAGGCCGCACAAGCUGGGAGAUGUGCAGCAGCAAAGGAGAAGGCUGUAGCAGCAGGACGCUGCCGGGAGCCGCUGUGGAGGCGAGAAGCCGGCGCGUUCCCACCACGCUCCUGCUGCUCUGCGCCUACCUGGUUUAUCUGCUGCUGGGCAGCGCCGCGUUCUGGGCCAUGGAGGGGCCGGUGGAGCGCGACACGGCGCUGCGGUUGCUGCAAGAGAAGCAACAGCUGUUGGAGAACCACACGUGCCUCGAGGGGGAAGCCCUCGAGCGCCUCGCCGAGCAUAUCAUCCAGACCUACAAGAGUGGCCUUAUGCUUAAAGGAAAUGCAAGUCUGGGGAGAUGGGACUUUGUUGGCUCCUUCUUCUUCUGUGUUUCUGCAGUAACAACCAUUGGCUAUGGGAACUUGAGCCCCAGCACAGUGGUUGCACAAGUUUUCUGCAUCUUCUUUGCCCUCUUUGGGAUUCCCUUAAACCUUGUGCUCCUGAACAGGAUAGGACAGCUGAUGCUCUCUGGUGUUCAGCAGUGCGCCUGCCGCUUGGGUGAGAAGUUUCACUGGCAGAAAGGGGCUGCUGUGUUGACAUGGACCUGCUCGCUGGUUGCUGGGCUUCUACUGUUCCUUCUGCUACCUCCUCUGUUGUUCACUGCCAUUGAAGGCUGGACAUAUGAAGAAGGAUUCUACUAUUCCUUUAUUACUCUCACCACAAUAGGCUUUGGAGAUUAUGUAAUUGGCAUGAACCCUGACCGCACAUACCCAGCCUGGUACAAGAAUGUGGUAUCUCUGUGGAUUCUCUUUGGAAUGGCCUGGCUAGCCCUGAUCAUCAAUCUUUGCAUCAGCUUACUAGAAAACUCCAGUGACCUCUGCCGUUGCUGUAAAAGGAAGAGCAGAGAGGUAGAGCAGGAGCUAAUAGAUGGCAACCAAAAUGUCAGCCUGGGUCCCGAGGAUGAGCAAAGCUGCAGCAUGAAGUCCACCAAGCCAGGCAGUCCAGAUUGA
Messenger RNA from Eublepharis macularius, 1098 nucleotides. It is a transcript of the gene KCNK17, whose product is annotated as potassium two pore domain channel subfamily K member 17. Lineage: Eukaryota; Metazoa; Chordata; Lepidosauria; Squamata; Eublepharidae. Gene Ontology annotation, molecular function: potassium ion leak channel activity. Gene Ontology annotation, cellular component: membrane. Gene Ontology annotation, biological process: potassium ion transmembrane transport; stabilization of membrane potential. Bases 1 to 1098 code for a protein of 365 amino acids. The transcript is spliced from 6 exons. The record is from RefSeq and is a predicted model, not a curated record.